Molecule: messenger RNA, 1459 nt
Organism: Megalops cyprinoides (Indo-Pacific tarpon)
Lineage: Eukaryota; Metazoa; Chordata; Actinopteri; Elopiformes; Megalopidae
Gene: mdh1b
Product: malate dehydrogenase 1B, NAD (soluble)
Exons: 9
Coding region: 17-1459 (480 amino acids)
Biological process (GO): malate metabolic process; oxaloacetate metabolic process; tricarboxylic acid cycle
Molecular function (GO): L-malate dehydrogenase (NAD+) activity
Source: RefSeq, a predicted model, not a curated record
GUUGUAAACGAAAAAAAUGGCCAAAUUUGUACUAGCAGGCCGGGCAGAUUGCCCAUACUUUGCUAAAGCCGAAAUUCUUGCAGACUUCCUGCAAAUAAACCUGCCCAAUUUUAAAGUCCAUAAAAUCUGCCAGCACCCCAAGGACUGGGAGCGAUGGCUGGAGGUCACGUGUGCGGAGCGCGGCUGGAAGCACGGACGCUCCCCCAUCGUGUGGCGGGAGCUGAUCGACAGAGGGGGCAAGGGCAUGCUUCUGGGGGGCUUCAACAAGUUCCUGGAACAUGCCCAGGGUUACUACGGCCUCACCUCAGACAUGAGAUCAGAGCUGAUGCUGAGGAUCGCUGCAGAGAACCUGCAGACCAAGGAGCUGUGCAUGGAGGAGGAGGAGCACUUCCACAGCCUCGUCCAGCCGCUGCACGUCUGGAUCAGCGGCUCCCUGAAGCCCACCUGCUACAACCUGAUCCCCUUGCUGUUUGAGGCGGGGGUGCUGGGGGACGCCCCCUCCGUCAGCCUCCACCUGCUGGACGUCGGGGGGAGCGAGGAGGCGCUGGAGGGGCUCAGGAUGGAGACGGAGGACUUGGCUCUGCCUCGGCUCCACCAGGUGACCGCCCACACCACGCUGGACCAGGCCUUCCUGCACGCCCACGUCGUCCUCGUUUUGGACGACCCGGAGUCCGCGGGAGAGGGGAAGGGGGAAGGGGAGACGGAGCGGGAGGCUGUGAUAGAGAACAUUGUGGAGCGCUUCACGCGCUACGGUCAGCUCAUCGACGCCAGAGCACACAGGGAUGUGCGGGUCGUCGUGGCGGGACACUCCUUCGUCAACCUCAAGUGUGCCAUACUCCAGGAGAACGCGCCCUCGCUCGAUGGCAGCCGCUUCGUUGCCAUGGCUACGUUACUGGAGAAUGAGGCCAGAGCACAGCUUGCACAGAAGCUAAAUGUGAAAACUGCAGAUGUGACAGAUGUGAUUGUGUGGGGCAACAUCGGUGGGAGCUACCACAUUGACCUGCAGAGAGCCAAGGUGUUCCGAUGCGAAGGGGCCAUUUGGGGACCCCCCAGCUUCGCCCAGCCCAUCCUGGAGAGGAUACAUGAUUGGAAUUGGCUGGAGUCUGAUUUCGUAAACUUGGUUGCUUCACGAUAUGAUACUGUGGUGACCAAGACCCAGAGGGCUGCAGCCCUGUCAGUAGCUAACGGGAUCGCUACUGUUCUGAGGGCGUGGCACUGUGGCUCCACCCCUGGGGAGGUGUUCUCAUUGGGCAUACUCAGUACAGGGCAGUUUGGCCUCCCCGCGGGUCUGGCCUUCUCCAUGCCAGUGAGCUUUAAGGACGGGAGCUGGGCAGUGCUAGAGGACAUUUCCAUGAGUGAGGAACUGCAGAACAAACUGCAGGCAGCUGCCAAUCAGCUCAAAGUGGAAGACAACACUAAUGACACGCUCAAUAGCACAGCAGGAGUUGUGUUUGCAUAG